Frieseomelitta varia is the source of this 1253-nucleotide messenger RNA. RefSeq lists its product as uncharacterized. Gene Ontology annotation, molecular function: odorant binding. Lineage: Eukaryota; Metazoa; Arthropoda; Insecta; Hymenoptera; Apidae. The transcript has 6 exons. Bases 126 to 842 code for a protein of 238 amino acids. The record is from RefSeq and is a predicted model, not a curated record.
UCAAUAGCAAUCGAUGAUCGGAGGGGAAAUGAUCUGGGCAAAGGCAGGAGAUCUGUCGAUGGAACGGGAGGAUAGAAUCGAACGAGCGGACGGUAUGAACUAAAUUUCGCAGCGAAGGUGGCGACAUGGGAGAGAUUUCCCCCUUGAUGGGUCGAUCGGUCGUCACCGGGCGCGUAGAUGUUCAGUCGCGCCCUCGCGCUCGCCGACAACAUCAAUUGUACAACAUCAAUUGUCACUGUACAAUAUCGCACGUCCUAUCGAACGUUUCUCGCCCUUCGGAUCUCACGCGUCACACAUCUACUACGUCUGCUACUCGUUCAGUGGAAAUCAAUCCAACUUUCAAUUUCACUUCGACUCGCGUACGCACGUCGUUCCGACAUCAGAUGCGAAUCAUGAAUUACUCGGUGUUGCUGAGCUUGUUGAUCGUCUGCUGGAUUUGGUUGCCAAUUGUUCGCUGCGGGACGCGACCAAGUUUCGUCUCGGACGAAAUGAUCGCAACAGCGGCUAGUGUGGUGAAUGCUUGCCAGACGCAAACGGGAGUAGCGACAGUGGACAUAGAGGCGGUGAGGAAUGGUCAGUGGCCCGAAACGCGUCAACUGAAGUGUUACAUGUACUGUCUGUGGGAACAAUUCGGUCUGGUCGAUGACAAGAGGGAACUCAGUUUGAACGGCAUGCUCACGUUUUUCCAAAGAAUACCAGCUUACAGAGCGGAGGUCCAGAAAGCGAUCAGCGAGUGCAAGGGGAUCGGUAAAUAUUUGGCUAAAGGUGACAAUUGCGAGUACGCGUACAGGUUCAAUAAAUGUUACGCGGAAUUAUCUCCGCGGACGUACUAUCUAUUUUAACCGAGUUUCAUUUGAAUCGAAGAUGAGACGAAGCUGGGGUUGGACCGUGUCUCGCUUUAUCAUGUAACGGAAUCGUACCCGUUCAAACAUAGACCGCACUCUGUACGAAACUGGUUAAUAAAAAAGAAACAUUCAGGACACUGGCCUUUCACGUUACUUUUGUCUUACCGUUUCCUAGCAUCGACCAUUUCGAUGUAACAUGUAGUAUACUUCUAUCCUCUUGUGUCUGUUCACGUUUUUUCUCUCGAAGGCAUCGGGAACAACGACAUGAGAAACUUGUACGAUCCUUCAAACGGUCCAGUUGAUCGUCACUUCCGAUGCUCGGACGAUCCAAUUGUCAAUUGAGGUCGCGAUUAAAUGCGCGUGAUAGAAAUGGAAGGAGGCUUGCGAACGAAGUACGCUUCGUUCGAA